Molecule: messenger RNA, 1764 nt
Organism: Echinops telfairi (small Madagascar hedgehog)
Lineage: Eukaryota; Metazoa; Chordata; Mammalia; Afrosoricida; Tenrecidae
Gene: FXYD6
Product: FXYD domain containing ion transport regulator 6
Exons: 8
Coding region: 78-365 (95 amino acids)
Biological process (GO): regulation of sodium ion transmembrane transporter activity
Cellular component (GO): membrane
Molecular function (GO): sodium channel regulator activity
Source: RefSeq, a predicted model, not a curated record
CAGCCACUCCCGGCGCCUCCGGACUCGGCGCGUCUUCGCGGGUUCGUCUCCGAGGAGUGUCGACCUGCGCAGACACCAUGGAGAUGGUACUGAUCUUCCUGUGCAGCCUGCUGGCCCCUGCGGUCAUGGCCAGUGCAGCUGAGCAGGAGAAAGAAAAGGACCCUUUUUAUUAUGACUAUCAGAGCCUGCGGAUCGGGGGCCUGGUGUUCGCGGUGGUCUUCUUCUCCCUGGGGAUCCUCCUCAUCCUCAGUCGGAGGUGCAGGUGCAGCUUCAACCAGAAGCCCCGGGCUCCAGGGGACGAGGAGGCGCAGGCAGAGAACCUCAUCACUACGAACGCAACGGAGCCCCCGAAAACAGAGAACUGAGGUGCCGCCCUCGGAUGGGAAGCCUUCUGCCCUUGUGGGUGUUCAAGAAAACUGCCCUUCCCCACACGUCCUUCCCCAGGAGAAACCAAGACCCUGUAGGACCCCGUGUCCCCUGCCCCACUCCAGUCAUCGCGCUCCGACGCAACUAACACUUGCGUUUCUGCAGCCUGCAGUCUGCUCCCACCCCUGUGACAUGUCUGUGUCUGUCUGUCUGCCUGUCUCCGUGCGUGAUGACUGUAGUCUUCGUGGCUACUUGUUUGUGGCCGGUGUCGUACUAGUGGCCUGUGAACUCCCUUUCCUGGGCAGCCGCUGCCAGCUCAUCCCGGGGCGCCCCUCCCCCAUGGCCCCCAUCAGCUUCUGCUCUGAGGAGCUGGCUUUUUUGCUGAGAGACUAGUCCCUUUUCAUGGCUCGGGGUGGGUGCAGAGGGGAAGGAGACCUAAAGGUCAGUGAUCCGAGCCCCCCAGCUGCUCCCCAAAAGGAGGACAAUGGAUCCAUCCGCUCUGACAUGCUCGGGGGCAGUUCUACCCUGUCCUGGAGGGUUGCAUGCGGUGAGGCAGCCGUGGCCUGGGUUUGGGUAGGGCUGUAGGGCUGGCACCAGGGGCCGCGAGUCUCUAUUAACUUGGAGCCUGGGAAGGCUCGCCCCCUUUCGUCAUCAGCCCUCCUGGCCUCGCUGCCCUCUCUUAAAGCACCUGCUUCCCUCGUCCUCUCCUGACCCGAGUUUGCUCUGAGGGCCUUGAAGCAAGGGGCAAGAGUCGGGUUGUGGGGGUGUGUCCCAAGGGCAGAAAUGUGGACCCUGGCUGUGCCCUCAGGCAGCCUGCCUGCUCCUCCCAAGUUCAUUGUCCACCCCAGAGGCCCUGUCUCAGAGUGGCCAGCGAUUCCCGGCUCAGGGCUUCAGCUUUGCCCCUGGGGAAUGUGCCCCUGGCAUAUCUUCUCAGCAAUAACCCCAUGGACCCUGGAACCCAACCCCGCUGGCCGACCAUCCCUGCUUCUGAGGAACCUCCCCGCCCCCAGUCCAUCGGCCAGCUCAGACUCAGAUGCCCAUCCUUGAAGCUGGGUCACUUGGCAGGCACUGGUGAAGGGACCCCUUUCUCUGCAAGGCCAGCUGUCAGGGGGUGAGGGUGGUGGUCGCGGGCAGAGCGGUGUGGUCUCUGCAUCUCUGCCCAUGCCCCAGGGGCUCAGCAGCGCAGCCACUGUCAGGGACCUCACAGUGAAGGGGAGGGAGCAGCAGGAGGUCGUGACCCCAGUGGGAAGCCAUGUGAGAUCCCCACCCCCACCCGCAGUGUCCAUCAUGUUCUUGUGGAAACUAACCAAGCCGUGCUGCCGUGACUGGGACUGAUGUCCUUUGUAUCGUGACCUCUCCCCCAAACAAGGAAUAAAGGACCACUGGUUUCCGACUGGC